AUUCAAUCAUCAAAACAAAAGAAAAGUAGACUAAUAUCAAAAACUACAAAAAAAAAUGAAGGUUAUUUGUUUAAGUGCAGUGUUUUUUCUAUUGUUUCUUGGAGGAAUAGCAGGUGUUCAGUCAACCGAGUGUUCUAAGACUAAGCCGUGCCCUGAACUUUGCUGCAGUCGAUGGGGCUGGUGUGGUUUAGGCCCUGACUACUGUGGUCCAGAUGCCGAUCUUAAAAACUUCACUAUAGGAGGAUCAAUAGGAACGGGGGCAAGAUGUUCUAAGACUAACCCAUGUAAAAACUGCUGCAGUCUAUGGGGUUGGUGUGGUACUUCCGAAGUUCACUGUUGGGAAAAUGGUGAUCUUAAUAACGUCACUAUAGGAGGCACAUCAGAAAAAGCUGAGAACAGUGGAAGAAAUGGCAAACUUGGAUAUGGAGUUCUGGAUAUGGUGGUAUAGACACCAACUAUUUCCUAUGUUUGAAGCUAUCUCUAUGGUGGUAUAGACACCAAGUAUUUCCCAUGUUUGAAGCUAUCUCUAGUUAUAUGGAGAAUAAAUAAAGCUUUUUCUGUUCGUUUGUAACCUAAAAUUCAAUUAAUAAUCAAUAAUUACUUGUUUUUUUA
Molecule: messenger RNA, 612 nt
Organism: Mercurialis annua (annual mercury)
Lineage: Eukaryota; Viridiplantae; Streptophyta; Magnoliopsida; Malpighiales; Euphorbiaceae
Product: root-specific lectin-like
Exons: 3
Coding region: 56-448 (130 amino acids)
Molecular function (GO): chitin binding
Source: RefSeq, a predicted model, not a curated record